Ostertagia ostertagi is the source of this 2301-nucleotide messenger RNA. The record is from the annotation of a GenBank genome assembly. NCBI's taxonomy places the organism in Eukaryota, Metazoa, Nematoda, Chromadorea, Rhabditida, Trichostrongylidae.
AUGGACAAGCUGGAGCGACGGAUCGCGCGACUGUGGCGUCGACUUGGCGGUGGACGACGGAGGGAGCGGCGCUCGAAAAAGGACGAAAGCUCGUCGUCGUUGCCUUGUGACGACGUUGUCGUAUUGAACAACAAAACAGCGAAAACGAAAAACGUGUCGCCUUCGACUCGACAUCGUCACCAGAGUGACUCAACACCUUCGCGGGAUAGCCGAUCGAAGGAUCUCUCUCGAGCUCUGGUCCGUCUCUAUGCGUACGCCCGACUCAGAUCUCUGCAGAACUUGAUCAUCGCUGAGUCGACGCCAGCAUCGAACAGCUCAACCACAACCGAUCUGGAUAAUCUCGAACUGGGUCGACCCAUGGAUCAGUUUUCCUUUCUCUCUUCUCUUCCACAGCUCUCCAUCCCACGGCUGAAAAACCAGGACAUCGAUAAGCUGUGCCUCAGUCGUGAAAGCGGUUAUCUGACCAACUCGCCGUGGGAAUUCUCCAGCAGUUCAGAGACUCUUCGACAGCAGAGGUCUCCGAGUCUUGCCCGACCAAAUGGACAUCUUUACAAAAAGCGAUCCACUCCAAGGAAGCGACUUCACGCUUCCCAUGGAGAUGUCUGGGCCACGUCCAACAUUCAUCGGCCUCGUGAUGCGCUACUAUUCGAAACCAUGGAGUCAUUCUUGAGCAGAAACGUCUACAAAUCCAAAUGCGUUACGUGCGUAUUCGAGGCGGCACACGCCGGAUUGGGGGUGCUCCUCGACGACAUCUUGGCCGAGUUCAAUCGGUGGUUUGUUGGACGAAAGAUGCUGAUCGUUGCCUCCGAGCUGCACUUCUCUGUGCCCCUGGCAAGACGAUGCAGAAAGCAAGAGCUUGUCCUGAAGCAACAAAUGCUUCGCUCACUUCUCGAAAAUAAUCGACGAAUUCUCUAUCUACAAGGGUCCAGAGAGGCGCUACCGAUACGAAUGGCCGAGGCGAGGACCGAGGAGAACAUUUUCAACGAUAACGAACUCCAAGCAGUACAAGGGGUCUAUCAGCGAUGUUAUCAUCGUCUGUUACCGUUCGUGCACUCGGAGACACCCGAUUGGCAUGCGCCCUAUUGGAAGCUCACUCCAGCACCAGUUCGACCUCGGACUUCGGUCCUACUGCUCGACAACGAUUACACGAAACUUCGUACUCAUUCACUUGUCUCAUUCAACAUCAUUGGCCUCUCUAUUUAUGCUCCUCUUGUUAAGCUUGUGGUAAGCGCAUGGAACGUGUUCGAUCCGAGUAAGAAUGCAUCGCGGGUGCUUCGAGUCGCCGUGGAAGACGUCGACGACGUCCCUCCCGAGUUCCCUAAGGGUUCAACAACGCUAUUCACUGUGCCACGUCCUUCCAAGCCCACUGACCUGGCCGUUGGACGUGUUUCAGCCGCAAAAGGGAACAGCGAUGCUCUACACUACUAUCUUUUGCCAAAAUGCACUCAAGAAUUCGAUCGUUUCUCAGUGAGUGAGCGUUCGGGAGAAGUCAGCCUCACCAAUGCAGGUGGCUCCAAUCUUCCAAACCGAAUGGAAUUAUGUGUUCUAGCAAGCACUCAUGGCGGCCUUAACGUGGACGAUGUUGUUUUCGAUGCCAAGAAUGCCAGUAUUCUUCGGGCAGUGGUUGCUUUUGAGACUGAGCGGCCAUCCUCUCCUCAACUGCCGAUGGUACAGAACAAUUCUGUCACGAUCCUUCGCGACAACAUGCGUAGCGCCUCGAUUCCAGUUGCCACUGCUGAAGGUCCUGAACGCAGUGUGCGCUAUUCCCUUGACCAUGUGCAAUUCACUCCCACCCAGAACGGGAUUGGUGUCCCCAACAGCGCCACAUCCGCACUGUUCUUCGUUGAUCCCAUCAGCGGUGAUGUAAGUGCAAAUCCGCAGCUUUCCGAGCAACCCCAAGGCGUCUACAGCGUUGUGGUGAAUGCUGUCGACACGAAAUCCGCUGAGCCGCUACAGCGCAUCGUCAAAAAAUUCCACUACGUGAAAGACGACAUGAAACUGCGCUACGUCUUCAGCAUGGGACUGGAAGAAUUCGCCACCGGUCGUGAACAAUUUUCAAAGAAACUGCAAGAAGCUCUCAAGGCCGAUCAUCCAGAGGGACAAAUGCAGGUGUUCUUCUCGGAGCCGGAGAGGGACAUUCGAAACGCGACAAGGACAUCAGUCUGUUUCCACGUGGUGAUGAAUGAACGGGUACAAAAUGAGCGUUCUGCCAUUUUCGGCGCUAUCGUUUUCAGUCCGCGGGUAGAAAACAGUGGUCAGCUCGAAGGCUUACAUUCUACAUGUGUCAACUCGAGCGUUUGA